Toxotes jaculatrix (banded archerfish) is the source of this 5959-nucleotide messenger RNA. RefSeq names its product potassium channel tetramerization domain containing 2 (gene kctd2). The transcript is spliced from 6 exons. Gene Ontology annotation, biological process: protein homooligomerization; proteasome-mediated ubiquitin-dependent protein catabolic process. The record is from RefSeq and is a predicted model, not a curated record. Lineage: Eukaryota; Metazoa; Chordata; Actinopteri; Toxotidae. The coding region runs from base 298 to 1119 and encodes 273 amino acids. Gene Ontology annotation, molecular function: cullin family protein binding. Gene Ontology annotation, cellular component: Cul3-RING ubiquitin ligase complex; cytoplasm.
AUUGCCUUUCUGUGAUUAACGUUUGAAUAGACAAGAAUGACCAAUUUAUCCUGUGAAGAAACCAUUAAACGCGAUGCUGCUAACAUCGUACAGCCUCUGAUAGUCAUAUUUGUGUCUUAAUCCUCGGCGCUGGGGGCAGAGGCGGUCGAGUGUGAGCAGUAACGCCCUGAUGCCAGCCUCCCCGUCGGUGAAAAAUAAGCUCGCUGUGUUUACAAGUCGGUGGAGAGGGGCUGUUUUCCCGCAGUGUGUCGUUAGCUAAUCGUGCGGCUGUGAGUGUUUUCCAGGCGAAGAAAAAACAUGGCUGAACUGCAUGUCGUGGAACCGAGCGGCACUGGCACCAUAGAGCAGCCCGAGCACCGCGAUGUCCGCGGCUCCGUGCGCCUGGCUUCGCCCACUCUCAUGGUUCCUCCGCGGAGCAGCCAGCUCAGCCCCGGCGGGGUGUCGAGCAGCGGCGGCGGCAGCGGAGGAGGACGGUCGGUAUUCGGGUUCCCGGUGAAGAGCAACCCCAACUCCCCGUCCGAACCCGUGGACAAGCCGGGCUCACGCUGGGUCCGGCUGAACGUCGGCGGGACCUAUUUCAUCACGACCAAACAGACCCUGUGCAGGGACCCCAAAUCCUUCCUGUUCCGACUGUGUCAAGAAGACCCGGACCUGGACUCUGACAAGGAUGAGACAGGAGCCUACCUGAUCGACAGGGACCCCACAUACUUCGGCCCCAUCCUGAAUUACCUUCGGCACGGAAAACUGAUCAUGGAUAAAAAUCUGGCUGAGGAAGGGGUUCUUGAGGAAGCUGAGUUCUACAACAUCGCGUCACUGGUGAGGCUGGUGAAGGAGAGGAUACGGGACAACGAGAACCGGACAUCUCAGGGCCCUGUGAAGCAUGUGUAUCGAGUACUACAGUGCCAAGAGGAGGAACUCACACAGAUGGUCUCAACCAUGUCGGACGGUUGGAAGUUCGAGCAGCUUAUAAGUAUCGGCUCCUCGUAUAACUACGGCAACGAGGACCAAGCAGAGUUUCUAUGCGUAGUUUCCCGGGAACUCAACAACUCCACCAACGGUAUCGUCAUCGAGCCCACUGAGAAGGCCAAGAUCCUUCAGGAGCGAGGCUCACGGAUGUGAAGAGACCCGGCUCCUGAGCUCAAAACAUUUUAUCAACAAAAGCAAAACAACAACAUGAACAUUUUCUCCAUGAGUUUACCCCCCCCCCCCCUCGUCCGUUCUACCAUCACUACCACCUUCAUCAUCAUCAUCGUCCACCCCCCCUCCCUCCUCCUCCUCUGGUGUGCCUUUCCACAGUGGGGGCUCCUUGACGCCCCUGCCCCCCCCCUCCCCCUCCCAGUGCUGCGAUACGACCCUGACUUGUCUUCUCAUUUCUUCUCCUCCGUCACAGGCUGUGGAAAACUCCAGGGGGAGUUUAAAAGAGAUUACAAGUGAGUGGUUUUCCUCAUAGCAGCUUUUUGAUGGUCAGUGUCACGGCGGUGCAGGCUACGGUGCUGAUUGUAGCCUCUUGUUGUUGUCAGUGGAUGGACGCCCAGCACAGAGCUACUAUUCAUCAUCAUCUUCAUCAACAUUUUUAUCAUCGUCACUGUUAACAGACAGGAUGUGUUUUCACUCUUAUACGUUUGGCUCUGUCGACUUAGCAGAAAUCUCCUCAGGACUCUCAAAGGACAUAAAGGAAUGAACACAACUCCACGGACUGAGCCUCCCUCUUUACCUGAAUCUGUUAACGAAGCGAGCAUCGACGCCCGUUGUCUCCCUCUCAGCACUCCCAGACUCCUCGGCCGAUGUCUGAGGUCUCACGUCGCGGCACAACAAACCGAGCCAGGAGGUCCAGAGGUGGAGGAUAAGAUGGAGCAGUUGCAGGCAUCAUGACGCAGAGUCUGAUCACUCUGUUUGAGCCAGCCAGGUGCAGAAUUCCCUCUAUUGUGUCUUUAGAAAAGAGCUUAAACGAGUAACAGGUUUUUCAUCUUACAGACACCCUGUCGUGGUUCGGCACGGCGGCAGCGCUGCUGGGAAAUCGUGGCAUCCUGCUCCUCCUGCUUCCUGCUUUUGGGCUUGAUUGGAUCUGUUCCCGCAGGGAGAAAAUUCGGGAUAUUUUACCGCAAAACAAAACAAAUGACUCAAAAAGACUACACCUAUGUACAAUUUGUCAAGGCAUGUGAGGAAUCUAUAUAAAUCUAUAUAGGCUACAUGAUGAAAUUAUAUGAAAAAUUGAAUGCAAAUGGUGUAAUUAUUGAUUUCUGUAUCAUAGUUGUCAUAUAUUUACAUAUUCUGGUGGGUGAGUCUAUUUAAAUAACAGAGAAAAUAUCAGUUUUCAUAACCAGUUUUCCUGAAGGUUCCCCACCCGCUGACCUGGGUGUGACUUUGUGUAUGCAGUGCCUCUCUGCUUUCUGUCCAUGACUGAAAUAUCACAAGUUUUUCAGCUGCACGUUUUCUGUAGUGUUCCUCAAAAGAAACUUGUCACUGAGUUUUCUCUUAAAUAUCCUACUUUGAUCUCUUGCAUAUCUUAAAAUUGUAAUUAGGGACAAGGAAAACUACUGUACUACCGUUGCCAUUUGUCCAGACAAGCGUGGCGUGGCGGGGGAUUGGACUGUGGCCAGUCUGUAUGCUGCCUCAAAACCCUGAAACACCCUUCUCUCCCUGGCCUUGUGCUACUCUCAUGCCAAUAUUCAGUCUCUUUGCAGCCGUCUCUGUUGCCACUCAACUUAACGCCCAAAUGGCUGUGUUGUCUUACAUUCUGCAGCACUUGUAGCAUCUGUGGCGCGAGCUGAAUUGUACUCCUCAUGCUUAAAGCCCUGAGAUACCUGAGCCUACAUUAUCACAGAAAUUUACGUAGUGUCAGUGAACCUGCCAGACGGGAAGUGUCCUCAGCUCUCUGAGCUUCAGAGUGGAGCCUUUAUUUCAGAUUUUCUGUGCCAGCAGAUGGUACCAGCUUGGCUGAAGUAUAUUUCUCAUGAGAUAUACUUGACAUUAAGUUGCUAUGUGAUAGCGCUGUUUCUAAGACUUGUAACAACAUUGGAGUAACAUGCAAAUACAGCACAUGAUAACCUGGUUCUAACCUUUAAAUCGAAGAAAGAAAUGAAGACAUCUCCUUGGACUCUGGGAACCCGAGGGGACAUCUUCAAAUCUCUUGUUUUGUGCUAUUAACAGUCCAAAUAAUAUUAAUAUUACUGUGAUAUACAACAGAAAAAAAGGAGCAAAUUCUCACAUUUGAGACACAUUUUUGUGGCAUUUCUGCUUUUAAAUGACUAAAAAAAAUUAAUUACUUAUAAAUGUGAAUACAGUUCAGUAAAUGUGAAUUUAAUGUUGCUGCAGGUGUGAACGCAGCCUUAUCAUAUGAGCAACUUAAUGCAACGUUUGAGCCAUAUUUACACAUAUCAGGUGGCAAAUUGAAACACCUCAUUUUUGCCCAUCGUGCAGACUGAACUCACAUUUCGAUCACUGCACCUUAAGGCUAAGGGGCAUCCAGUCUUUACGUGGCCCACACCCGUCACUGGCAUUGAUCACUUUGAUACUCCACCACUUUGUAUAAAGAGCAUAUUUGAUGCAGUUAUGCUAUAUCAAGCAUGAACAAAAAGAAUGCGUUUAAUGGGGAAAAAAUGUACCUUUGCUGUUGUCAUGCUCCCUGACAGUGUUCAGUCAGGCUUCAGAGCUCAGACUUUGAUGUGACUUCUUCUCUGUCGUUUUAUUUUUUUCCUCUCGAGUGUGUGUUGUGCAGUUUUAUUCUACUCCAGUCGGAGUCGUGAGCGGACUCUGUGCUGCUGAAAAAGCCCAAACGUCUCAUUGAGGAGCACUUUUUUUCUCCCGUGUUGUUCUCUGGGCCUUUGCAAAGCACCUUGGGUGUUGUUUCCCUUCGUCUGUGUCCAGUGUUGUGCCUUUGACCUGUGUUGUGCACAGUUGUUCUCCCCUCUUAUCAUAAGGUGCCUCUCAUACCUUAAAAAAGCCAGGAGGCACCUACCUGAGGUAAAAUGUAUAAUGCGGUCUUGAGCUUGGUUUCUGUUGUUCGUGUUUCAGUGAGAGGCAAGCCAAACAAAUCCAUUAUCCCCUGCAUUGUUUUAGGUUUUACUAUACACAACUACGAAACGAAAAUGAUUAACAGCUGCUUUCUUUGUGCCAUUGCAUUGAGCUAAAUCGACCCACAAUCCCUUGCACUCCUGGAGAUCCAACAUUGUGUCUGUCUCUGCUGUAAACACUCGCGGUUGGUUUUGUGUUGUGUUUACAGCACCUCUAAAUGUGAGGGAAGACAGUUCAAACAGGUUUCCCUCGUCUUCUUUUAUCUUAGUAAAACUCCAGCAGUGCACUUGUUAUCAGAAAUCGAUUCGACUAUAAACUCGCCAUCAUUUGGCUUCUUCUUCUUUUUCUGGAGCUGCAUGCUGAAGCCAUCUCCAACGACCCCGUUUUUAGAUGUAUGUAAUCAACCUUUGAAGCACUUACUGUACCUGUCACCUUUGUGAACCCAGUUUGAUCUUACCUUGGUUGCAGAGUUCAGUGGUUCCCAACCUGAGGGCGAGAGGAGAUCACAGGAUAGUUGGGAAAUCAGAUGCCAUAAAAGCUAACGACAUUCCCAUCACUCUCAACUCUAUUUGUGUUGCAAAAAAUUAUACGUAACAUUAGCAGGUUAGCAUUUAGCUCAAAACACAACCGCAGCCUUGUAGAGCUGCUAGCAUGGCUGUGGACUCUUAGUGUUGUUAUUAUUGAUGUUGGUGGUUCACCACUUUGGUCCAGACUGAAAUAUCUCCACACGUUUGAUAGAUGAAUUAGGUUUUGUACAUUCAUGAUCCCCAGUAGAUUAAUCCUACUGACUUUGGUGAUCCUCUGUUUUUUUGUGCUUGGUGCUAACACGGCACGACCUCUCACUGCCUGCAUACCUGUAGACUCUUAGUCUUGUUUCUUGUGAAUUUCUGGAUGGUUUAACUUCGUCAGGACUCUUAAAAAAUACUCAAGUGAAACAAGGGAAAAAAGUUAAGUGGUUCCUUGAACUGGUUACACCUGGUAAACACAUGUAACCUGUGAACCAGUCUUCACUUUAAGGGGUGGCGAGCCAGAAGGGUUGAGAACCACUGACCUGGCUGAUCUUUGCAGCGUGAUUAUUGUAACAUUUGACUCAAGCAACCAUUUAAAAAAAAAAAAAAAGAACUUUUGAUCAUUAGUUUUUCCUUUCACCUUUCACUAGCUAGUCUACAGAUAAUGUGCAAUGUUAACAAAUCUGCAAAAAAUAUAUCUCUGUCGUUUGGGCACGUGAAAACAUGAGAGCAUGCAUUGUUCUAGAGAUUAUGGUGUUGUGUACUGGAUUUUGUCUGACCUCUGUGUUAGUGCAAAGUGUAUGUGAUGCAUGGUGGGGGGAGCAGAGGGAAGGCAUGGCUCUGUGGUUUGUAGAUGUAGAUUUCUUGUGUGGAACAGUUGCUCUACAACUUGACAUAUUCUCUACUCACACGUUCUGUUUUCUUUGUUGUUUUCGUAUCUUUGACAUGUCCGUUUAACUUAACAGUAGAUAAAGAAUAGCUAUCGUUGAACUCCAAUUAACCAAUCAGAUUGCAAGACCCACCCCCCGCCCCCGCCCUCCCAGCCUUGGUUUAAAUAGCGUUUACAUGACCCAGGUCGACACACAGGAGAAAGGUUUUUUAAUUCAUGGGUCAUUUUGCCAGUUAACCUGUAAACACCUGCAUGCGUUUGUGGACAUGCACACUUGUACACUCAUUUAGACGUACUGAAAAAUGUCACCUAUUAACAGUUACUUUGUGUUCAUUUAUCAACAGUAUUGAUGUCAAAUGUGAAUAUUGUCAACGGAGACUGUGGAGAAACGUUUGGAAGCUGACAAAACAUUUUGUCUGAUUGUUUGUUUCACUUUUAUUUAUUUUGUAUUUUUUGAAUUUUGUCUACCAAUGUCGUUUCUUUACAUGUAACAGUUUUAACAAAACCCAGUCUGGUUUUUAAUCAUAAAACGUGUCUGUGUUUUAAA